AUGAAAAGUAGCAUGGAAUCUACUUCUUCAAAUCUUUCGGAGUCAUCGGUGUCGAUAGGAAAUGGGGAUUACGAUCAUCGAGAUACCUUUCAGAGAGAGGCGUUGUUAUUAUCCCCACCACUCCGCCUGCAUUCCAGACAACUUCUAGGCAACCUCCUUGGUACAUCAAAUGAUGCAAAGGACGCUACUACAUCAGAGCCUUCAUCCUCUAAGGACAGCAGCGGCGUCUCUGGCAUCUUGAACGCUGCUGCUGCUACUGUAUCUGACACCACCAACGCGGUAACAAAACCUGUGUCUGAUGGUUCAGACCCAGCAAAGGCCGUGGUUUCUGAUGCUUCAACAGCCGCAAACGGCAUCACUUCAGGUUCCCAAGGUCCAGCUAAGGGAAAUGUGGAUAACAACUCCAAUGAAGGCUCUUCCAAGGUUUCCGCACCGACCAACAACAAUGAUAAAGAUGCCACUAAGGAUUCUACAACUGGCAAUACUACCAAAGGUGCUUCAGCGGACAAUAACGCCGUGUCAGGUCUGUUAGGAUCGGCAACGGGUGCUGUAUCCAACGGCGUAGCCGCAGUAAAGGGCAUUGCAUCAGACACCACAGGAACGACGGAAGGAAAGGACGCCAGUGCACCAUCUCCUGGUAUUGCCUCUGGCGUUUUGGACACAGCAAACAAUGCUGCUUCUGACGGCUUAAGUACUGCAAAGGCGACCGCGAACGAUCCAAGUGCCGCAAAAGGGGCAUCCCAACCCCAUAACGUCGUUGAUGGUCUUUUGGGUGCAGCAGCAGGCGUUGCAUCUGGAACCGUAGGGGCAGUACAGAAUGUCGUCUCAGACACUACAGGCACCGCAAAAGGUGCAAUUUCUAGCAUAUCGAAGGCAGCGGCUCCGGCCUCUGAUAACAGCAUUGUAUCCGGCGUGCUAGACACAGGUACGAAGGCCGUCUCUGGUACCCUGAAUGCGGCCAGCGGCGUCAUAGAAGAUGGUUUAGGUGCCGCGAAAGAGGUCGUUACGGAUGGCGUAAGCGCAGUUGGGAACGUUGUCCAUGCCGCCGGUUCAGCUGUUGGAAAUAUCCUCGCAGACGGGUCAAAGCUUGUCCCAGAUGCAACAGGACUCGUAGGAACGGUCUUAUCCCAAGCCACUAGUGUGCUUGGGGACGCCACAAGUAUCGUCGGUACCCUUCUCACUCAGGCAACCAGUGUAGUUGGGGAUGCUACGAGCAUCGUUGGUAGUGUGGCUGGCGAUGCUACAAGCAUUGUUGGCAGUGUGGCCGGCGAUGCUACUGGCGUUGUGGGCACUGUGGUAUCUGAUGCCACCAGCAUCGCUGGGGAAGCUACUGGCGUUGUGGCCACCGUGGUGUCCCAAGCCACCAGUAAAGUGUCUAGCGUUAUCGUGGGGGCGACAAGUAAAGUAGGCAGCUUGACAUCUAUUCUAGCGCCGCCCCCUAUCCUGACUCCUCCCGUUAUCACUUCUACUCCGACGGUUUCUCAUUCUCAUGUCUCUGUAGAAAGCACAAAGAUUGUGCCCCCUGGCGAUUCUCCAGAGACCACACAAGCACAGACUUCCCAACCUCAGCAAUCUCCCGGUGUUCCCGAGCCAAGUUCUUCAAAUGCACCUCCACCUAUUGUUACUACCACUCCCCUUCCUCCCUCGGCGUCGACCGAACCGACAUUUGUGUCCAUAUUCAUUGCUUCCUCUUCCGAGUCUUCCACUCCAGAAUCGCACAUUUCACUAAGCUCGGGACGUUUACUAGCCGCAACAAUGUCCAAGUCAAACGAUCAAACAAAUGGCUAUACAUUGACGAUCAAUGGGACCCCCUAUACAGUGGCACCAACUUCACCUACUGGAUCAACUCACCCUGAACCAUCUGCCCCAGGCGGUGGAGGUCCAAAUUCUGCGCAAGAAGCCACAAGGAACAGAGUCUUGCUUGGUGUUCUUAUUGGAUUAGGGAUGCUCCUUCUGGCUCUCGUUUGUACAGGGAUACUAUACUAUCGCCGUCGCGCCAAGAGGCUGAGGACUCCAGUAUACGAUUUGGAAAACGAGAAGCAUGUUUUCGGAAGACGCGCCAAAUUUCUCUCGGAGCUAUCGGGACGCACGUCGAACGUUUAUUUUAACUCGACCAGGGGGUCAUCAAGGGUUUCAACCGUGCUAUCUCAGUCGGACUCUUCUUCCAUCAGAGAAGAGGACUCAAAUGAAGAUUGGACGAAACCUGUACUGCAGCAUUCGGCGCCUCAGGUCAAUUUCGGUAUGAUAUUUUACAAUGCUGCUGGACUUUCUGAUGAUGGAACGGGUUCGGGUCAUACCCACAAGCGAUAUUCUGAUACUCCGUCUGAAUCUUCAACUGGGAGCAAUGGCGGUGAAAGGCACUACUUCACUGCUAUUUAA
Molecule: messenger RNA, 2379 nt
Organism: Psilocybe cubensis
Lineage: Eukaryota; Fungi; Basidiomycota; Agaricomycetes; Agaricales; Agrocybaceae
Exons: 2
Coding region: 1-2379 (792 amino acids)
Source: RefSeq, a predicted model, not a curated record